AUGGACUCUUCGCUCCCCCAAGUUUGGCAGGCUGCCGGCGUCAACGGCGCCUUCCUCCCCGCCAUCGGAAAGAACUCCCAGUUCUACGUCGCCUUUGCACUUCUGUUGACGGGGCUCUCUUUGACUGGUGCCUUCGCCCUGAACCGCUCCUUUAUCAACAUCCCCGCCUUGGGAUUCCCGGCCUCAGCUGCCAUUGCCUUCGGAACAGUCUACAUGUUCUGCGCGGUCGGAGUUUACGUCUGA
Messenger RNA from Verticillium nonalfalfae, 243 nucleotides. RefSeq lists its product as uncharacterized. The record is from RefSeq and is a predicted model, not a curated record. Lineage: Eukaryota; Fungi; Ascomycota; Sordariomycetes; Glomerellales; Plectosphaerellaceae. The coding region runs from base 1 to 243 and encodes 80 amino acids. Gene Ontology annotation, biological process: protein N-linked glycosylation. The transcript is spliced from 3 exons.